AUCAGUCCGUUAGGUACAUAAACGACAAAACAAAGAGGAGCCUACUGCUGUUAUAUCAAACAUUGUGCCGUAAUCGCAACCAUGGAUUUGGAGCCAUCCACAACCUGACGGUCUGAUGUGAAAGACAAAGCUGGCAUAAUCCCGCCAUUGCGUCGUGCCCUCUUCUCCGCGGUGAUACCAUUUCUCUGCGGUGCCUGUGUGGAGCGUGCCACACACCCACUUCAGAACGACGACGGCUUUUGCUUGCAUCUUCCAAUGCUUCUUCUGUCAGCAUUUCCAGCAAAGCUGCAACACUUCUAAUGCUAGCCCUGACACAAGUGAAGAGCCCAGCCCCAUAGAAAUGGUGAGAAUGACCAAGUCAAAAACCUUUCAGGACUAUCUGCCCAGCUGCCAUCGCACAUACAGCUGUGUCCACUGCCGCGCUCACCUGGCCAACCAUGAUGAGCUCAUCUCUAAGUCUUUUCAAGGCAGCCAAGGAAGAGCAUAUCUGUUUAACUCUGUGGUGAACGUGGGCUGUGGAGCAGCAGAGGAGCGGGUCCUCCUCACAGGUCUACAUGCUGUUGCUGAUAUAUACUGUGAAAACUGUAAAACCACGCUGGGCUGGAAAUAUGAGCACGCCUUUGAGAGUAGUCAAAAAUACAAAGAGGGAAAGUUCAUCAUUGAGCUGGCUCACAUGAUCAAAGACAACGGAUGGGAAUGAUGUCUCAGCAACACCUUGGACUGGAGAAUGCUCAAAUGUGGCCUCACUUGAGUCCUGAUCUUUUUCCACCUUAAUGUACAUGCACACUGUCAUCUCCAUGAAGAGCAGAACCAGGUUAGUGCAUCUGGUUACGUACAUGUGUGCAUAUGCAGCUCUGCCACACCUAGGCCCACAGUUCGCUUUUUCGCUGUCAGUAAUCAUCUUAAGGUGGUUGUGUUAAUGGCACACCAAAUUUUUCACCCAACAAGAUGUGCAGUUUUUACUUCCUUUCGAAUUUUGGUGGAUUUUAGUGGCUAUCUCUUUUUCUACAAGAAGUCGUAUUAUAUGGAUCUUGUUUAGUUAACUGUAGCAUGCUUCAGUUUACUAAAAUCAAAAUGAGCAUUCAGGGAUGUAAGGCAAUUUCCCAUAUAUGUAGCAUCUUUUGUUAUUAUUUGAAUUUUUUCUGCAUUAUGGCUCUCUCCAGCCUUUGUCAGGUUUCCGCAAACAGUGUGAGCCCUCGGCUCGUUCUUAUGUUUGUCCAAUAAUGAAGAGUAAAUGUAUUCUGUUUGUGUCUGAAGAAACACGGAUGACACAUAUAUAAAACGCACAUGUGUAUUUCCAACUGCAUAUUAUGCUCUGUACAUCUUAAGUCAUGUUCAUAUAGAAUGUGUCAAACGUGCCUAGUUGGAUACUAGAAAAUUCUUUGUCAUUUGUGGGUCAAGGGCAUCUUUGACGUAAGAAUGACUACACGUGAAUAUAAGGUACACUCUUUCAUCACUGCUGAAGCUAAUUCAGCUUUCUUUUUAUGGAAUAGUGUUCCCUUCUGCAAAUGGAUAUCAAGCUCUUAUUUUAUCCUUCUAUCCAUAGGCCAAUAUUAUUAUUAUUAGUAGUAGUAGUAGUAGUAGUAGUAGUAGUAGUAGUAUUUUUUAUUUUUUAUUAUAGUUCUGAUAUGAGAGAUUUGUUUUUCUUUGAAAAUGGAAAAUACUAAAUAAGAAUACCACUGUAACCGCAAGUCUUUGCUUUUAUUAACCCACAUUUUACUUGUGGAAAACUGAAUGUGAAGAUCCACGCUUCCUCAAGCAUCACAGAGAAUUGAGUGCAUAUAGGGAUAGCACAGCACUAUCCAUCCAAGCAGUGUCACCUGGACCCACUACACCUGUCUGUAUUAUACUCUUUGCAUACAGCCUGCAGCCCAGAUUAGGCUAUAGCCCAGUGGAACUGAGGGCACAUCAGUAUUUUAGAAUAUAGGGCUGACAUUCCCCAGAGCGGCUGUAGCUUUCUCCUGUGGGUGCACAGCACUCAACCAAAAAACAUGAAUAUAGAAAAAAUUUGUGUAAAUCCUGGUCAGAAACAAUCCAUCAGAUUGUGAAAGGUAGUGGAUUAAAUGUGAAUUAAAUGUGGAUAUAAAUGGAUAUUUUCUUCUCUUGUGGCUGUAAACAUUAAGCCAUGUAUGUUUUGUUCUUUUACUGUUAUUGCCUGAGAAUAUUUUCUGGUUAGAAUGAGUUAUAGUAAGUGUAGGCUCUAUAACUUGGACCUACACUUGCUUUAAAUGAUUUGAAAGGAACAAAAGGUGAAAAUGCCCAUCCAUCCAUUGUUUUCCACUUAUCCGGGGCCAGGUCAUGGAGGCAGCAGCCUAAGCAGGGACUCCCAGAAUUCGUUCACCUCCCAGCUCCUCCGGGGGGGGGGACCCCAAGGCAUUGUCAGGCCAGCUGAAAGACAGAGUCCCUCCAAUGUGUCCUGAGUCUUCCCCAGGACCUCCUUCUGGUGGGACAUCCCGGAACACCUCUCCAGGUACUGCUCCUCCACCUCGAUGUGGAGGAGCAGCAGCUCUAUUCUGAGCUCCAUGUGGCUGAGCUCUUCACCCUAUCUGUAAGGGAGUGCCAAGCCACUCUGCAGAGGAAACUCAUUUCAGCCGCUUGAUCUUGUCCUUUCAGUCAUUACCCAAAACUCAUUACCAUAGGUAAUGAGGGUAGGAACGUGGAUUGACUGGUAAAUUGUGAGCUUUUUCUUUCGGCUCAGCUCCCUCUUCACCACAAUAGUUCAAUACAGCGACCACUUCACUGCCGACACUGCACCGAUCCACCUGUCAGUCUCACGCUCCAUCCUCCCCUCACUCGUGAACAAGACCCUGAGAUACUUGAACUCCUCCACUUGAGGCAGUGACUCUCCACCCACCUGGUGAGCGCAAGCCACCUUUUUCUCGUCAAGAAUCAUGACCUUGGAUUUGGAGGAGCUGAUCUUCAUCCCAGCCACUUCACAUUCGACUGCAAACUGCUCCAGUGCAUGUUGCAGGUCCUGGUUUGAUGGAACAGUAUCAUCUGCAAACAGCAGAGAUGAGAUCCUGUGGUCCCCAAACCAGACCCCCUCUGGCCUCUGACUGGGGCCCCUGACCAGAGCGGUCCUUGACUCUGGCCCCUGACUAGAAAUUCUGUCCAUAAAUACAAUGAACAGAACCAGUGACAAAGGGCAGCCUGGGCAGAGUCCAACAUGCACUGAGAACAGGUCUGACUGCCUGCAAUGAACAUAGCUCCUGCUCCGGUCAUACAGGGACUGGACAGCCUUUAGGAAAGGGCACUGGACCCAAUACUCCCGGAGCACCCCCCACAGAGGGACAUGGUCAAAUCCCUUCUCCAGAUCCACAAAGCACAUGUCGACUGGUUGGGCAAACUCUCAUGAACCUUCAAUCACCCAAUUGGAGGGUGUAGAGCUGGUCCAGUGUAGGGCAUGUCCAGUGUUCCGCGGCUGGGAUGAAAAGCACACAGCUCCUCCUGAAUCCAAGGUUCAACUAUUGGUCGAAUUCUCCUCUCCAGUACCCAGGAGCAGCCCUUUCCAGGGAGGCUGAGGAGUGUGAUUCCCCUGUAGUUGGCACCACCUUGGUCUGCCAGUCCAGAGGAACUGUAACGUGAUGUUGCAGAGGCGUGUCAGCUAAGACGGCCCCAUAACAUCCAGAGACUUAAGAUACUCAGGACAGAUCUCAACCAUCCCUGGGGCCUCGCCACCAAGGAGCUUGCCAACCACCUCAGUGACUUCAGUCAGGGUGAUGAAUGAGUCCGCCUUGGAGUCCCCAGCCUCGCUUUCUCUUCUAAAGAUGUGAUGGUGGGAUUGAGGAGAUCCUCAGAGUAUUCCUUCCACCGUCUGACAACAUCCCCAUUCAAGGUCAGCAGCUCUCCCCCUGCACUGUAAACAGUGUUGGUGAAGAACUGCUUCCACCUCCUGAGGUGUUAAAUGGCUUGCCAGAAAUUCUUUGAGGUCAGGCUCCCCCAAGGCCUCCCCACACUCCUCCCAGUCACAGGAUUUUGCCUCUGCGACUGCGCGGCCUGCAGCAUAUUUGGCCCGUUGGUACCUGUCAACUGCCUCAGGAGUCCCGCGAGCCAACAAAGCUCGAUAGGACUCCUUUUUGCCACUGCAACAGGCACCAGGACUCUGUCAGAUGUUCCCAAGAGACUCUCACUAUACACUUGGGUCUGCCAGGUCUUUCUGGCUUCCUCCUCUGCCAGCGGACCCACCUCACCACCAGGUGGUGAUCGGUUGACUACUCUGUGUGUGCCCAAGACAUGCUGAAGGUCAGAUGACACGAUGACAAAGUCGAUCAUCAACCUCCAGCCUAAGGUGCCCUGGUGCCACAUGAACUGAUGGACACCCUUGCUUGAACAUGGUGUUCAUUAUGGACAAGAUGUGAAUAGCACAGAAGUUCAGUAACAGAACACCACUCGGGUUCAGAUCAGGGAGGCCAUUCUUCCAUUCGGGGGGGGUUAUUAAACUUUUAGAUUGAGACUUUUUCUUGCACAUUGAGAUGUUACAGCUCAGGGUUUCAUAGACAAGUACUUUUUUUUUUGACAUGUAGCAGUUCAGCUUGCACAGAAUAAUCCAUUUUAAGUUCCAACAGAGUGAACACCUAUUCUUUGUUCACCUGUUCUCGCAUUAUUUGCACCACCCCAGUGACACACGCCAUAGUGUAGGUCACAUGUCACAUGUUUUUUUUUAUCCCUUUUACAUAGGGUUAGCACGUAAAUCACAUUAAGUUUGAAUGUACUGUUAGAGGUAGAGGCAGUUCACUGCCACAUUGUCGUGCCUUUUGGUUUAUUUCAGUUUUGUGCCAAGAUCUUCGAAUUCUAUUAUCCUUCUCAGUACCAUAGCUUCAAAUUAGGCACAGUACACACAGCAUGUAGAGCACCAAGUGCUUGCAGGGGCACCACAUGAAUCGUCACUAAACUAUUGGCGUAGCAUUUGGUGGUGCGGCCUACGGCACUUUAAGGGGUUGUUGUGGGCAUCUCUAGAAUUCUCCCCCAGUCCUCAGUUUCACUGGCACAAAAUCAUUUACUCCAGAAUACACCAGUAAAAAGUGUGAUCUCUUCUGGUAUGAUCAAGAGAUGGCCAUAUACACAACAUACCAGGACAGUAGCAUGAAUGGGGAAUGUUUACAAAAGACAUUCCUCCAGUCCAUCCUUGUUUGAUUGUAAAAAAAAAAAAACCCAACUAAAUCCAGUUUCUGAAUGAUGAUUCUGAAUGCCUUCACACGGUUAGAAUCCUAUGCUUGUUUUGUUCUGUUUUCAGAAAAUAUUCAGAUGGAUUUCCCUUGUUUUCAUCACAAUAACAAAAAAGCAAAAGCUCUAAAUAAAUAAUGAUGCAAAUGUCAGUUCUUCACCCAGUCUCUUUCAGCGUCUUUGAAUUGAGGGUGGUUUUGCAUAAAUAAAAUGCAUUACAUUUUGUUAUGGAAUUGUAUAACUGAGCAUAAAAAGUCAGUCAGAUGUCAAACAUAAGAAUGUUACAUAUUUGAAGACUGGGAAUCAUUUUUGUAAUGUAACUGUGUUAACAUUUCUAUGAGCUUGUCAAACUCACUGAACUUUUUCCAGUCUUCUGGUGGGCAUGUGAUGUGUAUUUAUUAUUUCUCAGUCCUGUAGCGUGCCAUCAGGGCUUCACUGCUCCUAGUUUUCAAUUAGAGUUCACUCACUAAUAGUGCUUUUACACUUGUAUCCUAUAUUUCUGUGCUGGUCACUUGGUCAUCUGCUUGGUGACAAACGUGUGCCCCACUCUUUUCUUGGUUUUAUUUAUAUUGAUCUAACAAAAUUAUUUGAAACACUGUGUUAUUGGGAUGUUAUUUAAAAAUAAUAAUAAUAAUAAAAAUCCAAACUUUGUUAUGUUAAUUGGCCAUUUGCACAUUUAGAUUCAAAACUAUUAACUACACUUUUUUAAUCAUCCAGUUGUUCCAAAUUAUAAAGCACUGAAGCAUUAAAAUGUUUUUCUCUUUUUAAUUUUUUAAUUUAUUAUUAUUAUUAUUUAUUUUAUUUUUUAUUAUUUUUUUGCAUUUGGCAAAGGGGGUGACAGAUUUUCCAAAAGUCAUGAUUUUGGCCUUCAUCACCAACUGCAUCCAGGCUCUGUUGAAUGUCUUUAUUGUCUUGUUGAUAUGGUUGUGUGCUGCUUCAUGGAGGUCCAUCUGACAAACAGUAUAUGGACAGAAGCCCUUCUCACUCUGAAUACUGAACGCAGACUCGAUGGGAAUGCACAUGCUGUAUUUGCUGCUAUAACUGUUCAUUUAAAAUCAAAUCUUGAUACAAACAGGUUCAUGCAUGUUGUACUUAUUGUUUGUGUUCAUUGUUCUUUAUUAAAUUUAAAGCCAACCUAUUUUCCUGCAAUGUUUGACAAUAUGUCAGUCUUAGUUGAAUGGACUUGUCUGUUUUCACUUCAGUGUAAACAAUAAAUU
Boleophthalmus pectinirostris (great blue-spotted mudskipper) is the source of this 6380-nucleotide messenger RNA. Its product is annotated as protein yippee-like 1. The record is from RefSeq and is a predicted model, not a curated record. Bases 341 to 700 code for a protein of 119 amino acids. The transcript is spliced from 5 exons. NCBI's taxonomy places the organism in Eukaryota, Metazoa, Chordata, Actinopteri, Gobiiformes, Gobiidae.